Molecule: messenger RNA, 1271 nt
Organism: Cucumis sativus (cucumber)
Lineage: Eukaryota; Viridiplantae; Streptophyta; Magnoliopsida; Cucurbitales; Cucurbitaceae
Product: probable BOI-related E3 ubiquitin-protein ligase 2
Exons: 2
Coding region: 216-1190 (324 amino acids)
Biological process (GO): regulation of programmed cell death
Molecular function (GO): ubiquitin-protein transferase activity
Source: RefSeq, a predicted model, not a curated record
AUCUCGUAAAUCUCCUCCUAACUUUCCCUAAAUUACGGGAUUGACCCGCAUCCCCCUCUUCUCUUUUCCUCUUACUUCUUUUUACCUAUAAAUACAAACCCUCACAUCAUUUCUCUCUUCCGAAUACACUUUUUUUUGUUCUUUAAAUAAAUUUCAAUUUCCCAGAGCAACGCAUUUCAAUUUCUCUCUUUUUUUUUCCUUUUUUUGUAUGUGAUAUGGGUAUGGGAUACGGAUCGCCAUUAACGGCCUUCAAUGCUAACUCUACAGCCGUGGAGACCGCAGCUCUCUUUCCUCCAUACAAUUCUACUUUACCAAUGGAUUCCUUUCCUAAGGCCACUGCGGUGCUUCCCACUUCCACAGGUGUUGUUAUGAAAUCCGAUAGCGGUAUAACCUACAAUCUUCCCAUUCCGGCCAGAAAGCGACCGAGAGAUCAUCAUCAUCAUCAUUCUUCUACUUCUACACUAAACCGAUUCGUUUCCUAUCCUUCAUCGCAACUUCAUAAUAAUUCACAGAAGAAUUGCGGAUGUAAUUUGUAUUUUCUGGGUGAAGAUAUCUCAAUUCAGAUUCAACAACAACAGAUGGAUCUAGAUCUAUUGAUUUCACAACAUCAGAUGGAGAAGGUGAGAAUGGAAGUGGAGGAGAAACGGAAGAGAGAAGCGAGGAGAAUAAUGGAGGUAAUAGAGGUGGGGAUGAUGAGGGUAUUGAGGAGUAAAGAGGAAGAGAUAGAGAAGAUGGGGAAAUUAAAUUGGGAAUUGGAGGAGAGAGUGAAUUGUUUGAGUAUGGAGAAUCAAAUAUGGAGAGAUGUGGCAGAGACGAAUGAAGCGACGGCAAAUGCGUUAAGGAGGAAUUUGGAGGAAGUGCUGCUUUUACAGGAGACGAAGACAACGGUGGUGGUGGUGGAGGAGGAGGUGGCAGAGUCGUGUUGUGAGGGGGGUGGUGGUGGGGCAGAGGAAGAAGAUGAUGAGAGGAGGAUGAGGAAGAAGAAGAGGAAGCAGGAAGAAGAAAAUGAAGAAGAAGAGGAAGCAGAAGAAGAAGAGAGAAGGUGUAAGAAAUGUGGGAAGGAAGAAUCGUGUGUGUUAUUAUUGCCAUGCAGACAUUUGUGUUUGUGUACUGUUUGUGCUUCUUCUUUACAUAAUUGUCCUAUUUGUAACUCUACUAACAAUGCUAGUGUUCGGGUAAUCCUCCCUUGACACUAUACAAAUUACGUUCCCCAAUUCUCAACCACAAACAUCUUUACUCACUACUCAAAUAUUAUGUUUUAUAUUUCCCAA